AUGCCGAGACAGAAGAACUUAACCCCCCAGGAGUUGUACAGAGCGCGAAAGGCCCGCGAAGAGAAAGAAAGGAAUGCGUUACUUCCGCCUGGCCUGGUAAAUCAUGGAAACACAUGUUUCAUGAAUUCAGUACUGCAGGGGCUCAUAGCUACACAAUACCUGGAACAACUUGCCAUGUUCAAACCUAUACCAUUCGUGGUACAAUCGCCCACCGAUGUCCCCGUCGCAUCGCACAGAUCUCCAGAGUUAACUAAUGGACAUGGGGUCGGCGGCGAGUUCGAGCUACCACGAACUGAUGGACUUACCAUCGGUGACACGUUUAUUAACGUAAUGUUACGGGCAUGGGUCAUGCGGAAUAAUCGUGAUCGGGACAGCCUCAGUCCUAGGGAAAUUCUGACGGCGCUAGGGCAGAAACACGACCAAUACCUAGAUUUCAGACAGCAGGAUGCGCACGAGUUUCUUAGGCAACUCUUGGAUGCUAUGCGCAUGGAAGAGAUUGAUAUAAUUAAGAGAAGAUCACAAAAUCAGUCUGUUCAGAAAUCAGGCCUACCAAAACAGUGCAAUGAAGAAGGCACACCAUCCAAGUUCCCAGAUCGGCCGUCAUCCGAUCACUCCGAAGUCAAGAAAACGUCUCAGGCUGGCGAACCACUGCAACAAGCAAACGACAAACCCACGUCUUUCGUCGAUAUGCUCUUUGGUGGAAAGCUGGCUAGCAUUCUGGUCUGCCAAACUUGCAAGCAUGUUUCCCACACGUAUGAAGACUUCAAUGAUCUUAGCCUGAGCAUCAAAGCCGAAGAUUAUGUGCGGGAAAGGAAACGAGACAGGAUAAAGCAGCUGGCUAAAAAGCUACGAAAUAUAUCGAACUCGGCAUUAGCAGCGGUGCCGCCUGUGCAACGUUCAUCUUCCGUACCAGCAACACCAGUCCGGGACUCUUCGGACAGUCCUGAACUGUCAGAAUCCCCAAGGAGACGGAGUAUAGACCUUGCAGAGGUUAAGGUACAAGUUCAACCUGUUGAUGAAGAGAAACAAUCCGGCAUCGAUGCGGACACAGUGGUGAUUCCUAUUAUCCCAGACUUGCCUGUCCCAGUCACGACUCCGCCGAAUUCUGAGACUAUGGAACCAAUACCUGUCACACAACCUUCGGAGGCGACACUGCUGCAGGAGUCAGUUGCCAUUCCUAUCUCUGGCGAGAUCUCGAAAGCCAAUGGAUGGGAGAAGAGGAUCAAAGACGACAGUUGGGUGAAACUCAGCAGGCGUAUAAGCGCAACAGUGGGACUUUCCAGGAGUUCUCGAGAGUCCAGUCGUAGCCGGAGAGAGGAGAGAAAGGCCAAGAAUAGCAGUCCGCCCAAAACAAGCCCUAAGGUUAUCGAAGGACCUGUUGCGCCGCGUACUUCUGCCUCCGUCACAUCAACGCAAGAAGACGCGAACUUCACCAGGUCUCCAAAUACCAAUAUAGAAAAAGAGCCGCCGCCAACUUCUAUGUUCCUUGUGAAUGAGAAGUUGCAGAGAUCGCUGUCUACCAAUCAAAAGUAUCCUGGCAAUCCACUGGAAACUCAAUUUCCUCGGCCUCCGAAACCCAGUGCGGAAGAAGCCGCCUACUUACGUGAUAAUAUUAUUCGACCAUUCUCAUUUUUCAGGCAAUCCAAAGAUCAAGUUGUCGCAAACUCUGGCGUCUUGCAAGGGACGCUCCUAAAACUUGGCCAACUGGGGGGAAUAGAAGAAUGCUUACGGCUCUUUACUUCUGUAGAAGUUCUGGAUAGCGAAAACAUGGUUCGUUGCCGCCGUUGUUGGAAAAUAGCGAACGGCGUAUACAAACCUUCAUCGACAAGAUCUGCGCAGGGCAGCGGUUCAUGCACGGACAGCAAUGACGAUGAUGCGGACCAAAUUAUACCUCUCCCGUCUUAUUCCUAUCCGAGACACGGCCCAGAGGCAUUCAGCGCCGAAUCUGGAUUCCCUCCCCCCGGAAUAGUCACCACCUGUACCCCUUCCGAGAACCAGGAUACCCAUAUUGACGAUACCUCUCACCUGAAUACCAACAUUUCAUUGCAAGCUUCCGCGGCAAAGAUAUCGAAGCCACCGCCUCCGGACGUACUUGUACCUUCAAUCUCAACGGCUCUACCCCAGUCUCCACACUCUGUGGAAACCGCGAGGCCAACAGCUUCGCGACGAAGUACUACGUCAUCUUUUGUAACGCAGUUUUCUCCUGCAACUGCAUCUUCGAAGGGGACUUCGCUAAGUGCUCCAUUUGACUGGCGUCGAAGGGACAAAGAUCGGGUUUCCGAUAGUGCCACCGAAAGUGAUGGUGUAUCGGAAGAUAGCGACAUGAUAUAUGUCUCCUCUGACAUUUCAUCCGCUGCUUCCCCCACUUUCUCGCCGAAUGUAUCCCAGGAACAACUCGAGUCUACCUCGCAGCCAUCUCGUGAUACUCCUUCGAAGACAAAGACAGAUCAAUGUGACGUUCCCCGCUCCGAGCAGGUGCUCAUGCGGCCGGCCUACAAACGUUAUCUCAUUGCAACACCGCCGCCGAUCCUCCAGUCAUCAAAGACCCCCGCGACGUCGUUUGCAUCGGGCUUCAAGAAGCUUGAUGAUUACGUUUCGUUUCCUGAAUACUUGGACUUGGCCCCCUACCUUGCCCCUAGGAGAGAAGAUUAUUUUGUCACGAAGGCAGCCGUGGGGCGGGGCCGUGGAAAGAGAGUAGAACCAUGCACGUAUCGACUGUAUGCUGUCGUCGUACACAUUGGAAACAUGCUGGGUGGGCAUUAUGUUGCAUACACUGCUCUCCCGCCUUCGACGUCUCAAAGCAACCACCCUGGCAAGGAACAACAUUCGCCAGACAGAGCUCCCAGAGAUUGGGCUUAUAUCAGCGACACUGUCGUCCGGCUUGUCUCAUUCGAAGAAGUCAUGAAGACCAAAGCUUACAUUUGCAUGUACGAGCGGAUAUAA
Molecule: messenger RNA, 2943 nt
Organism: Pisolithus orientalis
Lineage: Eukaryota; Fungi; Basidiomycota; Agaricomycetes; Boletales; Pisolithaceae
Product: peptidase C19, ubiquitin carboxyl-terminal hydrolase 2
Exons: 10
Coding region: 1-2943 (980 amino acids)
Biological process (GO): protein deubiquitination
Cellular component (GO): cytosol; nucleus
Molecular function (GO): cysteine-type deubiquitinase activity; cysteine-type endopeptidase activity
Source: RefSeq, a predicted model, not a curated record